AUGUCUGCCAGAAUAAAAUUUCCUUGGACAUUAAUAAAAAAUCUGCAGUUAUCAAGGCAAAAUUUCACACAGAAUCAGUGCGAAAGUAAAAAAAGGUGGAGAUUUAAUGUGAGAAAAUUCGCAUUCGAAUGGUCAGGAUACAACAAAUACGGGCUUUACACACAUGACGUCAUAGAUUACACCGAUCCUGUAGUAUAUAAAGCACUGCGUCGAUUACCAAUGGAUAUACUGGACGCUAGGAAUUUCAGGAUCAUACGUGCUCUGCAACUGAGUUUUCUGAAGAUAUAUCUGCCUAAAGAAAAGUGGGUCACGUAUGAGCAGGAUUUGGAGUAUCGAUACCUCAGUACGUACAUGGAAGAGAUCAAGGCUGAACAAGCUGAGAUAAAUGAGUUUGAUUGCCACAAUUACGACGAUUCGCUGGCUAGCAAAGUAAAAUAA
This is a messenger RNA of Nylanderia fulva, 438 nucleotides long. Its product is annotated as cytochrome b-c1 complex subunit 7. Gene Ontology annotation, biological process: mitochondrial electron transport, ubiquinol to cytochrome c. Gene Ontology annotation, cellular component: respiratory chain complex III. NCBI's taxonomy places the organism in Eukaryota, Metazoa, Arthropoda, Insecta, Hymenoptera, Formicidae. The record is from RefSeq and is a predicted model, not a curated record.